AUGAGUGGAAGAGGUAAAACCGGUGGAAAGGCACGAGCCAAGGCCAAGACUCGCUCCUCCCGCGCCGGGCUGCAGUUCCCCGUGGGCCGUGUGCACAGGCUUCUACGGAAAGGUAACUAUGCUGAGCGCGUCGGCGCUGGCGCACCCGUCUACUUGGCGGCUGUGCUGGAGUAUCUUACUGCUGAAAUCCUUGAGUUGGCCGGUAACGCCGCUCGCGACAACAAGAAGACCCGUAUUAUUCCGCGCCACCUGCAACUGGCCGUUCGUAACGAUGAGGAGCUGAACAAACUGCUCGGAGGAGUGACCAUUGCUCAGGGUGGCGUGCUGCCCAACAUUCAGGCCGUACUGCUUCCCAAGAAGACCGAGAAGGCGGUCAAGUCCAAGUAAAUUGGCCUUUUCCGCUGAUUUGUACUUAA
Molecule: messenger RNA, 416 nt
Organism: Colossoma macropomum (tambaqui)
Lineage: Eukaryota; Metazoa; Chordata; Actinopteri; Characiformes; Serrasalmidae
Product: histone H2A-like
Exons: 1
Coding region: 1-387 (128 amino acids)
Cellular component (GO): nucleosome
Molecular function (GO): structural constituent of chromatin; protein heterodimerization activity; DNA binding
Source: RefSeq, a predicted model, not a curated record